Molecule: messenger RNA, 1248 nt
Organism: Toxotes jaculatrix (banded archerfish)
Lineage: Eukaryota; Metazoa; Chordata; Actinopteri; Toxotidae
Gene: nots
Product: nothepsin
Exons: 9
Coding region: 22-1248 (408 amino acids)
Biological process (GO): proteolysis
Molecular function (GO): aspartic-type endopeptidase activity
Source: RefSeq, a predicted model, not a curated record
GACGGACAGAGGCAGACAGACAUGCUGAGGCUGCUGCUGCUGGUUCUGGUGCUCUGGACGUGGACGAGCUUGGCGCUGGUCAGGGUCCCUCUGAGGCGGGUGCGUUCGAUUCGUACCCAGCUGCGGGCUGACGACCUGCUGGAGGAAUUUCUGAAGGAUCACCGUGCUGACAUGUUUAACCGCCGCUACGCUCAGUGCUUCCCCCCCGGCACACCAUCACUGAGGCUCGGACGCGCCAGCGAGAAGAUCUACAACUUCAUGGAUGCUCAGUAUUAUGGUGAAAUCAGUCUGGGGACACCAGAGCAGAACUUCUCUGUGGUUUUUGACACCGGCUCAGCUGAUCUGUGGGUGCCAUCAUCCUACUGUGUCAGCCAGGCCUGCGCGUUGCACAGGCGUUUCAGGGCGUUUGAGUCGACCUCGUUUCAUCAUGAUGGUCGGUUGUUUGGGAUUCACUACGGAUCAGGACACCUGCUGGGAGUCAUGGCCAGAGACACACUGAAGAUUGGUGGCCUCACCACUCUGAACCAGGAGUUUGGGGAGUCGGUCUAUGAGCCUGGUGCCACGUUUGUAAUGGCCAGGUUUGAUGGUGUUCUGGGGAUGGGAUACCCAUCCCUGGCAGAGAUCCUUGGAAACCCCAUUUUUGACAAUAUGAUGGCGCAGAAGACGGUGGACGAGCCAGUCUUCUCCUUCUACCUCAGCAGGAGUACAAAGAGCAGCAACCCAGAGGGUGAACUGUUGCUGGGUGGAACAGACGAGGCGUUGUACCAGGGACCAAUUAACUGGCUCCCAGUGACUUCGAAGGGAUACUGGCAGAUUAAAAUGGACAGUGUGGCGGUGCAGGGUAUGAGUUCCUUUUGUCCUCAUGGUUGCCAAGUGAUUGUAGACACAGGAACCUCCCUAAUUGCUGGACCGACCAAUGACAUCCUCAGCCUCCAGCAGCUGAUUGGAGCCACACCCACAAACAUUGGAGAAUUUCUCAUUGACUGCGUCAGGUUGUCCAGUUUGCCUCAUGUGACAUUCGUCCUGGGUGGAACAGAGUACACGCUGACUGCUGAACACUACGUUAGGAAGGAGAUGCUUGGAGACAGGGAGCUGUGUUUCAGUGGUUUCCAGGCCCUGGACAUCGUUUCCCCGGAGGGACCCCUGUGGAUUCUGGGAGACGUGUUUCUGACAGAGUACUACAGUGUCUUCGACAGAGGACAGGACCGGGUUGGCUUUGCGCCUGCUAGGCACCCGAACAAACAAUAA